Molecule: messenger RNA, 333 nt
Organism: Hansenula anomala
Lineage: Eukaryota; Fungi; Ascomycota; Saccharomycetes; Phaffomycetales; Wickerhamomycetaceae
Gene: ECM15
Product: Ecm15p
Exons: 2
Coding region: 1-333 (110 amino acids)
Cellular component (GO): cytosol
Source: RefSeq, a predicted model, not a curated record
AUGUCUCAACCUGUGAAGCUCCAUUGUUUGGCUGAUGUUUGUAUUAUUCCAAUUGGUACUGGUUCGGCCUCAGUAUCAGAUGAAGUUGCUAAAGUCCAAUUAUAUCUAGAAAAAAGUGGUAUUAAACACACUCUACAUUCAGCAGGAAGCACAUUAGAAGGUGAAUGGUCUGAAUGUUGCAAUGUUAUUGGUCAGCUUCAUGAAAUGUUACACAAAGAGGGUGUAUUAAGAGUACAAAGUGAUAUAAGAAUCGGAACUAGAACUGAUAAAUCUCAAACUGCUCAAGAUAAGAUUGAUAUCGUUCAAGAAAAGAUGAAGAAAGGGUUUAACUAG